AGUCACAUACUCGAUAUGUUAUACCCAUAAUUUACAAGCAGAUGGAAGUUUAGGGGAAAUUCACAAACAAGUACUUGUGUAUUUUUAUGUUUAGACAUCAGGCAGUGGAACUGCAAAAAAGCCUAAAGUAUAAGUUGAGGCUCGAUUAUUUCAAGGUUGCAUCUUUUAGGCAUUGUGAGGAUUAUCUAUACAAGUAUACUUUGGGAGUACAGUAUUUCAAUCUCCUGGGAAGGUUUUAUCCAAUAUCUUUCAAUGCCGCAGGUCUUUUUUUGGUUGUGACAAAAACAAGGUGAUAUUUCUGUCAAAGGUAUAUAAGUUGACAAUAUAAUUCCCAUCCGAUUAUCAGCUUCCCAGAGUAUCAUGCACGGUACUAAUAUUCAAGCAAAUUAUUGAAUUCGUGUAUUUCAGGUUUAUCUUCAAAAUAGAAAGUAUUAUGUUUAUUUAUAUUUAUAAUAAUUAUAAAUUUAUCAACGAAUUAAAAUGUAUGAAUUCAAUCCAUUCUAUCUCUUUGUAAAAAAGGCGAUAAAAAAGUCGUGCAAUAAUAUUUCAUGAUGAAUUAUUUAAACAUUAUGAGAAUAAUAAUGAAUGUCAUUUCAUGUCUAAAACCAAUUGAAUAUGCCGGGAGACAUUUUUCAUGACUUUUCAUGUAAAAAAAAACUUGAUGGUUUCGUUUUUGACAGGUACAUUAUAAUAAACACAAAAAUUAAGGGUAAGCAGGAAAUUGCAUUUUCUAGUGAUUCGAAUAUAAAAUGCUUUUUGUUGUGGCCGUCUUAGUGCUAAAUUUCAUCUUCAGCAUUGGAGUUAUUUUCACAAAUAAAUUUCUAUACAAAUACUACAAUGUUCCUCCAAUAUCACUUGCCAGUGCUCAUUUCGCAGCUACUUUCACGGGACUGACGACGUUCUGGUUACUUGGUGGAUUUAAAAUAAAGCAUAUCAAGUUCAUUAAAGUACUUCCCAUAUCCAUUGCUUUCAGUAGCUCGGUUGUUUUCACAAAUUUCUCAUUGAAAUACAAUUCCGUUGGAACAUACCAGAUUUUGAAAUGUCUCGGAGAUCCAAUGUUAAUUGUUCUACAGACGUUUAUGUAUAAUAAAACGUAUCCAGCAAAUAUUAAAAUGACUUUGGGCAUCAUGGUGUGUGGUAUUGUACUUAAUUCAAUGUUUGAUGUGACAUUCAACAUGGUUGGAAUCAUAUUUGCAAUGGUUGCUGUCGUUGCUUCUACUUUUUAUAUAUUGUGGAUUGAGAAAAAGCAAGAAGAACUAGAAGUUACCCCGUUACAAUUACUUAUGUAUCAAGCUCCCACUUCUUCAAUGCUUUUAAAUUCUGUUGUUUUAUUUAUUGAACCACCUUGGGAAGAACAUGGGAUAUUAUGCGGGUUGCAUGAAUCAGUGGCAGUCGUAUUCGUAUCGAUGGUGAUGGCCUGUGGAGUAAACAUUACAGUGUUUUAUAUCAUACGACAUACAUCAGUCGUCACAUAUGCUGUGUUUUCGAAAUUAAAAACUUGCGUCGUGAUUCUUGGAGGAGCUGUUAUAUUAUCACAAGAAGCUCAGGAACCUGUUCAAAUAUUGGGAAUUGUACUAACUUUAAUUGGAACAAUAAUUUAUACGAUUAUAAAGUUGAGAAAUAUUAGGACAAAUCAUCUUGAUUCACAGGACGCGUCACAAAAGGACCCGCCUUCUUCAAAAUCAAAUUUAAAGCAAAUUUCAAUAGAGGUAAUUCCGAAAAAACAUCAAAGUAUUGCUAAUUUAAUCAGUACUGAAUAUGAAAAGUCCAUUUAAUGCGAUUCUUGCGCUGAUACAAUGCUGGAUAUGACAAAAGCUGGCUGAUAAACAAGCUCAUGUUUGCAUGUGAAAAUGCAGAUCGUUGAAAACGUAAAAUACCAAAAUCAAUCCCCGUGGGAUUAUAAUGGGGUUUCCCCAACAGAGCGCAGAUCGCUGAACAGCGAAAGCUGUGAAGUUUAAUUACAACAAUGAAGAAUACGUUUAAAAUAAAUCUACCCUUAGGCUGCAUGUAUAAUUGAGAAAAUGUACUUGUAUGCAGAACAGCUAGCCACUAUUUUCAGGGUAUGCAAUUUGUUUUUUUACGUUUAUAGAUUUUUGAUUGAUGAUUUAAAUAAUGAAUUUUAGUUUUUUACAACAUAUAUAUUUACACAUACACCAUACGUUUUUUAUGCCGCCAUAAAGCAAAACUCGAAAAAUAAAGUUUUUAUCUGGUAUGUUA
Messenger RNA from Styela clava, 2217 nucleotides. RefSeq names its product solute carrier family 35 member E3-like. The record is from RefSeq and is a predicted model, not a curated record. NCBI's taxonomy places the organism in Eukaryota, Metazoa, Chordata, Ascidiacea, Stolidobranchia, Styelidae.